AGUUCCUCUAGCCACGCAGUGUCUCUAUGGUCGGGUAGGCGGGGCUAGGAGGAAGAUGGCGGCGCCCGCAGCUGCAGCUGAGCCCCUGGCUUCUGGGGGUCCGCGGCCCCCAGUGUGUCUGUUGGUGUUGGGAAUGGCGGGAUCCGGGAAAACCACCUUUGUACAGAGGCUCACAGGACACCUGCAUACCCAAGGCACUCCACCUUAUGUGAUCAACCUGGAUCCGGCAGUACAUGAAGUUCCCUUUCCUGCCAAUAUUGAUAUUCGUGACACUGUGAAGUAUAAAGAAGUCAUGAAACAAUAUGGACUUGGGCCCAACGGUGGCAUAGUGACCUCACUCAAUCUCUUUGCUACCAGAUUUGAUCAGGUGAUGCAAUUUAUUGAGAAGGCCCAGAAUGUGUCUAAGUAUGUGUUGAUUGACACACCUGGACAGAUUGAGGUAUUCACCUGGUCAGCUUCUGGGACAAUUAUCACUGAGGCUCUUGCAUCCUCAUUUCCAACAGUUGUCAUCUAUGUAAUGGACACAUCAAGAAGUACCAACCCAGUGACUUUCAUGUCCAACAUGCUCUAUGCCUGCAGCAUCUUAUACAAAACCAAGCUGCCUUUCAUUGUGGUCAUGAAUAAAACUGACAUCAUUGACCACAGCUUUGCAGUGGAAUGGAUGCAGGAUUUUGAGGCUUUCCAAGAUGCCUUGAAUCAAGAGACCACAUACGUCAGCAACCUGACUCGUUCAAUGAGCCUGGUGCUAGAUGAGUUUUAUAGCUCACUCAGGGUGGUGGGUGUCUCUGCUGUUCUGGGUACUGGAUUAGAUGAACUCUUUGUGCAAGUCACCAGUGCUGCUGAAGAGUAUGAAAGGGAGUAUCGGCCUGAAUAUGAACGUCUGAAAAAAUCACUGGCAAAUGCAGAGAGCCAACAUCAGAGAGAACAACUAGAACGCCUUCGAAAAGAUAUGGGUUCUGUAGCCUUGGACGCAGGGACUACCAAAGACAGCUUAUCUCCUGUGCUGGACCCUUCUGAAUUGAUCCUGACUCGUGGAACCUUGGAUGAAGAGGAUGAGGAAGCAGACAGUGAUACUGAUGACAUUGAUCAUAGAGUUACAGAGGAAAGCCAUGAAGAGCCAGCAUUCCAGAAUUUUAUGCAAGAAUCGAUGGCACAAUACUGGAAAAGAAACAACAAAUAGGACACCCUAGGACACUUCACUUGUUGCUAGAAGUCCAGAAUUUUGGACCUCUGUGUGAAAGAACUAUCCUUACCUCUGACUGGGGGCUACCAUAAGGGACAAUUUUCUUCAGGGUAGCAGAGUUUCUCUUAUUAGAGAAAUCUUGUGACUCAGAUGAAGUCAGGGCGAGAAGACCCUUGGACCUGGCAGGUUAAUGCUGAUUAUUCCUUGGCCCUUCCCCUGUAUUUAUGCAAGGAAGGAUAUACUGAGCUCAUAUUCUUCCAGCCCUACAACUUCAGGUUUUAUCAUUUGAACUCAAGUACUUUGGCUGCUGAGGAAUGGAAUCAAAAGAACAUAGUCUCUUGGUGACCACUUCAGAUCUCUUUUAGGCUGAGUAUAUAGCCUCUACUCGCCCCUCUCCUCCCCCCCCAGCUUCAUGCCCUUGACCCUGCACCAUGAGUUGCCCUCCUAUUAGUAGCCAGGGAAAAGGGAAACAUGAGUUUGUCCAGAACAGCGCCAGAGUAUUCUUGGCAAUCCACCAACGUUGGUAUGAAAUAUGCCUCACACUGUAUAGCUCAUUAUAGGACGCCAGGUUUGUUGAAGAAAGUGGGCAAGACAUGAUUGAUGAAUCAGAAUCCUAUUUCAGUGGUGACUUGGAUAAAGAGUGUUUAAUUUUAA
Messenger RNA from Sapajus apella (tufted capuchin), 1837 nucleotides. It is a transcript of the gene GPN1, whose product is annotated as GPN-loop GTPase 1. The transcript is spliced from 14 exons. Gene Ontology annotation, molecular function: GTPase activity; ATP hydrolysis activity. The record is from RefSeq and is a predicted model, not a curated record. Lineage: Eukaryota; Metazoa; Chordata; Mammalia; Primates; Cebidae. The coding region runs from base 56 to 1180 and encodes 374 amino acids.